AUGUCGUCCAUAUCCUUUCCAGAGUCUUCGUCUAGGCCAUCCGAAGACCAGUUCUACUCAUCUCCCUUUGACCCCAGUUCUUCGUUUCAAAUGAAUCCGCUGUCUUCCCAUCCGCCACGAACACCGAGAACGUCCAUCAUAUCCAAUUCACCACACUCCUACAACCCAACUGGCUACGAAUCUAAUGAGGAAACAGUGGAGAAGGCUGACGCCGAAAGUGUAGAACUAGACGAGGAAGGGGAUAAAGUCCAGGCUGCGGAGAAGAGAAUCCUGAAGGAGGAGGUCUGGCGGGAGAUGUUCUUGACCAGCGACGGACGAGACAAGGCAUUCAAACUGAUACAAUAUUCGAUCCGCGUGUUCCUCCUGUUUCACAGCUCUUUCACAAGCAGUCGACUUUUGCGCCGACCAACGCGUCCGCCAUGGGAGUUGAAUAUCGUCCAACGGCUACAAUCGGCUGCUUCUGGACUAUCUUUUACAAGGAAGUUGCUGUUGCUCUUCAACUGGUUGCGACCGUUGACCGAGAUUCGGGCACAACAAACUGUUCCAUUUUCCUCUGAACAAUCUGCAGAGGUAGCCAGAAAGACACAGAAACCAUUUCUUCACACCGUCCUCUAUGCUCCUCCCCCCAUUUUAUUGGAGUUGGUCAAUGCGGUCGCAGACGAUGUGGCAACGUUUUCAUUAUUAGGGCUUUUGGGAAAGAAGCUCGGGGACCGCGCGGCUCGCUUUUCGGAUUGGUGUUGGCUCUUCUCGACAUUGGCUGGUCUCGUGGAGAAUGGAUUUGAACGGCAGCUGAUCACUAGUCGUACAGCUGAAGUGGAGGGUCGAAUGUACACGGAAUCAAUGGCAGGUCCCGUCUCAGCCACAUCAAAACCCAAGGCAUCGGUAUACGACGAGAAGGAAUUGGCGAGGCUGCAAAAGCAAGAUUAUUGGUUACAGGUUUCACGCGCCAAACUCGUAAUGGAUUUAAUUUUUGUCUCGUAUGAGGUGUUCAACAUUCGGCGCGGAAAAGACGCCAUGAAGGCGUUUACAGGUCUCACGGCGGCGAUGUUGAGCUCUGCCAAGCUGUAUGAGCGACACAAGACUACGCUUCUCAAGGCUAUCAUGACAUCGUAA
Molecule: messenger RNA, 1113 nt
Organism: Laccaria bicolor S238N-H82
Lineage: Eukaryota; Fungi; Basidiomycota; Agaricomycetes; Agaricales; Hydnangiaceae
Exons: 6
Coding region: 1-1113 (370 amino acids)
Biological process (GO): regulation of peroxisome size; peroxisome fission
Cellular component (GO): peroxisomal membrane
Source: RefSeq, a predicted model, not a curated record